AUGGACGAGCUAGCUAAAUUAGAGCAUCUUUCUCUCGUAUCUAAAGUGUGCACCGAAUUGGAUAAUCAUUUGGGAAUAAAUGAUAAAGAUUUGGCGGAAUUUAUUAUUGAUCUAGCAGACAAAAAUCCAAAUUUCGACAGUUUUAAAAAAGCCCUUAUAGAGAAUGGUGCGGAAUUUUCAGACUCUUUUAUGACAAAUUUGCUAAGAAUUAUUCAACAUAUGAAGCCAGCAAAUAAACAGACUGAUGUGGAUGGGAAUAAUGAAAAUAUUAAAACUUCUAAUCCAUUAGCUGCAAAGUUUCCUGGGUUAGCUAUACCUAAUAAAAAAACAGUUUUUUCUUCUGAAGAUGAGAGUGACAGUGAUGAAAAGACAAAAAAAGGUAUUUUAAAAAAAGAAGAGACCAAAGUAAAAGAUGAAGUAGUUGACCAGGCUAUGGCUGAGUUAGAAGCCUUAGCACCAUCAAAUAUAAGAACUGAUGCUAGUUAUGACAGUCAUAACAAAGAACAUAAGGAUGAAAAAAGUGCUUAUAAAUCUGAGAGAAAGAGCAGGCGCGAUAGAAGUAGGGAUAAAUGUAGCAGAAGUAAAGAUCGUAGAAGUAGAGAUAGAGAAAGAAGCAGGGAUCAGGAUAGAAGUAGAGAUAGGGAUAGAUAUAGGGAUCGGGAAAGGGGUAGAGACAGAAGCAGAGGAAGAAGAAAACGUUCCCAUAGUAGAACAAGGGACAGAUCUCGGGAGAAACACCGGCGAUCUACAUCUAGGGGGAGAAGAUCAAGUUCAAGAACUUAUGACAGAGAUUCCAGAAGGCACAGGGAUUAUGGUAAAAAACCAAGAAAGAGAAGUCCAGAAAUUGAAUUGAGUGAUGAUCCUGAGCCUGGUAAGAUUUACAGUGGCAGGGUUGCAAAUAUAGUACCAUUUGGCUGUUUUGUACAAAUGGAAGGUUUGAAGAAGAGAUGGGAAGGGCUUGUGCAUAUUUCACAGUUAAGAACUGAAGGAAGGGUAACAAAUGUUUCAGAUGUUGUCUCCAGGGGUGACAAAGUCAAGGUAAAAGUGCUGUCUGUAACUGGUCAGAAAGUAUCACUCACUAUGAAAGAUGUGUGUCAAGAUACAGGAAAAGAUUUAAAUCCUGCUUCUCAUGCGCAUUUAGAGGCGGAGCGGGAAGGGCGCAAUCCCGAUAGGCCCCCACCAGCCGCCACUGUACUGGCUGGGCUUCAAGGCAAUCUAGACCCAGAUGAGGAUUCCAGCCGUAAAAGGGUCACAAGAAUUUCUAGUCCGGAACGUUGGGAAAUCAAACAGAUGAUAUCAUCCGGUGUAAUAGACAAAAGUGAGCUACCAGACUUUGAUGAAGAGACUGGCUUACUACCUAAGGACGAAGAUGGCGAAGCAGAUAUAGAAAUAGAAUUAGUAGAAGACGAACCACCUUUCCUCCAAGGUCACGGGCGAGCUUUGCAUGAUCUAUCACCAGUAAGAAUAGUUAAGAAUCCAGAUGGGUCUCUUGCGCAGGCUGCGAUGAUGCAGUCUGCUCUGGCUAAAGAGAGAAGGGAACAGAAAAUGUUACAAAGGGAACAAGAAAUGGAGAGCCUACCAACUGGGCUGAAUAAGAACUGGAUAGAUCCACUUCCAGAGACGGAUGGGUGGGCUCUUGCUGCCAACGUAAGAGGGACAGGUAUAACCACACAAGACUUACCGGAAUGGAAGAAGCAUGUUAUAGGAGGCAAGAAGUCUUCAUUUGGAAAGAAAACGAAUCUCUCGCUUUUGGAACAAAGGCAAUCGCUCCCUAUCUAUAAACUAAGGGAUGAAUUGAUAAAGGCGAUAUCUGACAACCAAAUCCUUAUAGUCAUUGGUGAAACAGGAUCAGGGAAAACAACACAAAUCACUCAAUAUGUAGCCGAAUGUGGGCUGACAGCCAGGGGCAGGGUGGCCUGCACACAGCCUAGACGUGUGGCCGCUAUGUCUGUAGCCAAAAGGGUGGCUGAAGAAUUCGGUUGCAGAUUGGGACAGGAAGUAGGCUAUACUAUCCGUUUUGAAGAUUGCACUUCACCAGAAACAGUUAUUAAAUACAUGACAGACGGUAUGUUGCUCCGCGAGUGUUUAAUGGAUUUGGAUCUCAAGACCUACUCCGUGAUAAUGUUAGACGAGGCCCACGAACGGACGAUACACACCGACGUCCUCUUCGGGUUACUGAAGCAAGCGGUGCAGAAACGCCCCGAGCUCAAACUCAUAGUUACUUCCGCUACAUUAGACGCUGUUAAAUUCUCUCAGUACUUCUUCGCCGCCCCCAUAUUCACGAUCCCAGGUAGAACGUUCCCCGUAGAAGUGCUGUACACUAAGGAACCCGAAACGGAUUACUUAGACGCUUCUCUUAUAACUGUGAUGCAAAUCCACCUCAGGGAACCGCCUGGAGACAUCCUCCUAUUCCUUACGGGACAAGAAGAGAUUGACACGGCAUGUGAAAUUUUGUAUGAGCGGAUGAAGUCGCUAGGACCAGAUGUACCAGAACUGAUAAUUCUGCCUGUGUAUUCUGCUCUACCUUCGGAGAUGCAGACGCGUAUCUUCGAGCCUGCCCCGCCAGGAUCCCGAAAGGUGGUCAUAGCGACGAAUAUCGCUGAGACCUCGUUAACAAUAGAUGGUAUUUAUUAUGUGGUGGAUCCUGGAUUUGUUAAACAGAAGGUGUAUAAUUCCAAGACAGGAAUGGAUUCUCUUGUUGUAACCCCUAUUUCUCAGGCAGCCGCAAAACAGAGGGCGGGUCGAGCUGGGCGUACAGGACCCGGUAAAUGCUACAGACUGUAUACAGAACGCGCAUACCGAGAUGAGAUGUUGCCUACGCCGGUACCAGAAAUUCAGAGGACAAACCUUGCUACCACAGUGCUGCAGCUAAAAACAAUGGGUAUAAACGAUUUAUUGCACUUCGACUUCAUGGAUGCACCACCUGUGGAGUCGCUCAUCAUGGCACUGGAACAGCUACAUUCUCUUUCUGCCCUGGACUCAGAAGGAUUGUUAACAAGGCUCGGUCGGAGGAUGGCAGAAUUUCCACUUGAACCAAACCUUUCGAAAAUUUUAAUAAUGUCAGUUGCUCUACAAUGUUCUGAUGAAAUUCUAACUGUUGUCUCGAUGCUUAGUGUCCAAAACGUAUUCUACCGACCGAAGGACAAACAAGCUCUUGCUGAUCAAAAAAAAGGCCAAGUUCAACCAACCGGAAGGGGACCACUUAACAUUACUUGCAGUGUACAAUAG
Leptosia nina is the source of this 3228-nucleotide messenger RNA. Lineage: Eukaryota; Metazoa; Arthropoda; Insecta; Lepidoptera; Pieridae. The record is from the annotation of a GenBank genome assembly.